CCGCUCAGACCGUUGAUGGCGUUCGCUGGAACCGCUUGGCACACGUCGCGUUACUUGGCCGCCAGCGCGAUUUAAACCGCCAAUUGACAAAGUGCGUUUUGUACCCCACUUUCCAGCCCCGUCACCCCCCAAAAAGAAUGUGUGUGAUUGUUCUUUAUAGGUGUUUAGAUGUUUACCAUAAUACCAAGAAAAGUACAAAAUACAUGGCCACACUAACUUAACUCAUCGCAUUUAUUUUCAUUUGUGUGUGUGUAGUGGUUUUUCCAUUGUUUUUGUUCAAGUGCCUAAUGCUUAAUGGGGCGCCAUCCAUUUCCGCAUUUACAAAGGGAGUGCAUGAUAAUAAUUAUUACUCAAAACUGUAACGAAAUGCAAAUUAAUUACAAAUAAUCGAAUUAAAUAAUUUCGUUAUUUGGCGGUUCCGCGCUAAUAGUUUCCUGCACAACUACAAUAGCAGUUGCGAUCACAAUAAUAAUAACGAAAACAACACCUUUGGCCAAACUGGUCGGAAAAAAUUGUUGCAAAAGUGUUUUUUCUUUUUUAAUUUUUGUUUUGCGUUGCAUGUGGCAGCAAAAGCAGAAACUGCACAGCUAUCCUGCACUCAAAAUUUUACUUAUUGCAGUUGCUGCUACCUAACAAAAUCAUUUUUAUGCUCAUGACUUUAUGCGAACCGAUAAGAGCAAAUAAAUGCUAAACCAAAUAAACAAGGCAGCAGGAACGGCAACAAAAUAAGCUUCUUUGGCUUAAACACAACAGUCGCAAGUUAAUAAUAAUACUUUUAUUUUAGUGAAAAACGAAUUAUUUGGUAAUCAAAGUUAUUAUUGCUUUUUGUAAUUACAUUUAAGAGGUAAAAUAUUGAGCGAAAUGGAAAAGUCUUUCUUUGUGUGAGGCUUUGGAUAGGUAUAUGUUAGUCUUUUUCUGUGAGCCAGACUUGCUUUUGAACCGAAAAGAAAACAAAACAAAUCUUAAGCCUGAUCUUAGUUUCCACUCAAAGUCCGAAAGUGAAGUUUCACUUUGCAGUUUUCAUUGCUAGUGUUGUUGUUUUGCAGCUUCGGCGACGAAUUUACUGAUAGAAAGGUAAUUCCUAAUAACAUACUUGCUUUUGUAAAACGCACCAAGAAGACAAAAGAUAAAAUAUGACAAUGUCGAGGAAAUUAAGCAGCCACAUAUGGCGGAGCAGCAGACAAAAAAAAAUAUUAACGUUAUGGGGAAACACAUCGAGAAAAUCAGCAGAUUCACCAAACCCAACCAUCAGCAGAGCACUUUCAUCAAAUAACUUAGUUAUCUGCGGCUGUCUGAUAGUAAUCUUCAUUGCAUCUGUAACCACGGCCAAAGCACCGGAUCAGGAAGCUAUCCAUAAAAAAAAUGACGAAUUUCCGGAAGAGGACAGCGACAUGCUGAUGGAGCCAAAUGAUUUUUCGCCAAUCACUGUACUAAAAUCGCAUGAACAACACUUCCAUAUGGCGCCCACAACGCAACUUCAGCCACAAAUCCAGACCAGAAUUCAUCCUAGAGUUCAACCCAGGAAAUUUCAAUCCGCGGCUCAACAAAAUGCCGAUGGGGAGGAGCCAUUCCGACCCAUAGCCAAUCCAAAUACAAAAGUGGUUGGGGAUUCCCAUACGCAGGCUGCGCAAAAUUUUUAUCCACCAUUCUACCAUGAGGCUCCUCCAUUGGGCCAUUCCAGACCCUAUUUCGGCCACGGCCCGCCUGUAUCGGAAACAACUCCAUUAUCCCUGCCCCUUCCACUCUUGGCAACCCAACAACAACAGCCAGCACCACAUCAGCGGACUUUCGAUGCCAGUAUACUUGGAAGUGGGGAUUUUGGUGUGCUCAGAGGUGGAACCUUCUAUCCGGAGGAGGAAAUGCCCUAUCACCCCGAAGAUAACAGCGACUACAUCUAUGGAGACGCCAACAAUGGACACGGUCGUCCAUCCGAGGGAUUUGUCCAGAAGUACACAUAUCCAGAGGAGCAGUUCGCCAAUUUCCGCGACUUUGCCGAUAUCAACACGCCCGCUGAUACGGCAUUUUCGCAAUUUGUGGUGGUCUAUGCAGCCAAAAAUGCCACUGCACCGCAUUCACAUCCGCAUCCCAAAAACAUAUUUGAGCAGUUGGAGCAGCUAGACAGGGAAAAAGAGCUGAAAAAGACCGAAUUCGAGGAAAAAACCUCUUCGAAAAUAAAGUCGAAACUGUCUAAGACAAAACUGCAGAAGAAAUACCGCAAAAAGGCAGCUCCCAAAGUCCAGGAUCCUCAAGAAAUAGAACCUUUAUUAGCUCUGAGUUAAGCGUCAAACCUAAAAGAAAAGCCUAAAAAGCAAGCACCCAAACUUUCGAUUACCGUUGUUAGUUUUAUUUAUUAUAUAUCGAGAUAAAUGCAAGCCACAACAAAAUGUAAUAGCCACCCCAAAUUCCAUGUCAACAAAUGCAAGCACUUUACCGUAACAUAUA
Molecule: messenger RNA, 2442 nt
Organism: Drosophila yakuba
Lineage: Eukaryota; Metazoa; Arthropoda; Insecta; Diptera; Drosophilidae
Exons: 2
Coding region: 1134-2279 (381 amino acids)
Source: RefSeq, a predicted model, not a curated record